GAAAUUCUAGUUAGGAUUGUUUCACUUUUAAAAUCAAAGUCUUCUUUUUAUUUAAAAUGGAAAAAUAUCAAGGGACUAGGUGCCCUACCUAGCAGGAAUUUAGUACCCUAGUACCCGGGCUGGUCCAACUCCAUUAACAAUCAUCGCUCACCUGGUGCAAAGUGUCUUUGAUUUCUCACCAAGGCUGUGGCUAAUCAAGUGGGAUCUGUAACCCUGCUCCCUUCUUGUUUGCGAUACAUUUGCAUUUGGAGACUUCCGCCUUCCGGUGGGAGACUGCUCCACUGCGCUGCUCCUCUGGGCAAAAGGGGUGCUGAGGCCUUGUGAGCUGAGGCUGCAGGUGGCUGCUUCUGGAACCAUGGCUUUUCCUGCAGGAUUCGGAUGGGGGGCAGCCACGGCAGCUUAUCAAGUGGAAGGAGGCUGGGAUGCAGAUGGAAAAGGCCCUUGUGUCUGGGACACAUUUACCCAUCAGGGAGGGGAGAGAGUUUUCAAGAACCAGACUGGCGAUGUAGCUUGUGGCAGCUACACUCUGUGGGAGGAAGAUUUGAAAUGUAUCAAACAGCUUGGAUUGACUCAUUACCGCUUUUCUCUUUCCUGGUCACGUCUGUUACCUGAUGGGACGACAGGUUUCAUCAACCAGAAAGGAAUUGACUAUUACAACAAGAUCAUUGAUGACUUGCUAACAGAAGGAGUUACACCUAUAGUGACACUCUACCACUUUGAUUUGCCUCAGGCUUUAGAAGACCAAGGUGGCUGGUUGUCAGAGGCAAUCAUUGAAUACUUUGACAAAUAUGCUCAGUUUUGCUUCAGUACCUUUGGGGAUCGAGUCAAGCACUGGAUCACCAUAAAUGAGCCUAACAUUUUUGCCCUGAUGGCAUAUGAGCUAGGUCAAUUUCCUCCUGGUGUACCUCACAUUGGGACUGGAGGUUAUCAGGCAGCUCAUAAUUUAAUUAGGGCUCAUGCCAGAUCCUGGCACAGCUAUGAUUCUUUAUUCCGAAAAGAACAAAAGGGUAUGGUGACCCUAUCAAUUUUUGCUAGCUGGUUGGAACCAGCAGAUCCCAUGUCAUUGUCUGACCAGGAAGCUGCUAAAAGAGCCAUCAGUUUCCACUUGGAUUUCUUUGCUAAACCCAUAUUUAUUGAUGGGGAUUACCCAGAAGUUGUCAAGUCCCAGAUUGCCUCACUGAGUAAAAAGCAAGGCUAUCCAUCUUCAAGGCUUCCAGAAUUUACAGAAGAGGAGCAGAGCCUGAUCAAAGGCACGGCAGAUUUCUUUGCUGUGCACUAUUACACUUCUCGCUUAGUCCGGCACCAGGAAAACAAGACAGGUGAACUAGGUUUCCUCCGGGAUGCGGAGAUUGAAAUUUUUCCAGAUCCGUCUUGGGAAAAUCUGGGUUGGAUCUCCGUGGUACCAUGGGGGUUACGUAAAGUACUGAAAUAUAUUAAGGAUACUUACAAUAACCCUGUAAUUUACAUCACUGAGAAUGGGUUUCCCCAGGGUGACCCUGCGUCUCUUGAUGACACUCAACGCUGGAAUUAUUUCAGACAGACAUUUCAGGAAAUGUUUAAAGGCCAUAUGGUCCUGUCUGGAGCUUUCCUGGAUCUUUGGCUAUCCAACUGGAUAAAGUCAAUCUUCAAGUGUAUUGUGCAUGGUCGCUUCUGGAUAACUUUGAGUGGACCCAGGGAUACAGCCACCGGUUUGGUCUCUUCCAUGUUGAUUUUGAAGACCCAGCAAGACCCCGAAUCCCUUAUACAUCAGCCAAGGAGUAUGCCAAGGUCAUCAAAAACAAUGGCCUAGAAGGGCAUCUGUAAAAAAAAAAAAAAAAAGAAUGGCUGGGA
This is a messenger RNA of Nycticebus coucang (slow loris), 1830 nucleotides long. Its product is annotated as cytosolic beta-glucosidase. Lineage: Eukaryota; Metazoa; Chordata; Mammalia; Primates; Lorisidae. The transcript is spliced from 6 exons. The coding region runs from base 356 to 1789 and encodes 477 amino acids. The record is from RefSeq and is a predicted model, not a curated record. Gene Ontology annotation, molecular function: hydrolase activity, hydrolyzing O-glycosyl compounds. Gene Ontology annotation, biological process: carbohydrate metabolic process.